GCCGAGCUGAGUUGAUUUGUCCUGAUAUCGAAAGUUGCAGUGAAUUAAUUGAAAGGAUGAGUAUUAGGCUGUAUGAUGCACAGAAUCAUCACAUUCUGCUAGAUGGAAGUGACCCUAAUUUGCACGAUAAAGGCACUUACACGAAAGCUGAAGCUGUUCAAGGUACUUGGAUUGUGUACAAAAAACCAGAGUACAACGCCACAUAUGAAAAUGGCGCCGAGCCAGAGUACAUCCGUGUUAUAAAACCGGGUGAUAGGAAAGUCGACAUAAGUAAUUUCAACUCGUCUAUAUACCAUGUGCCAGACGAUUCGAACGCAAUUGUGAUGUUUCAAUUCAAGUAUUACGGAGGAAAUCAAAAGGCAUAUAAAGAAAUCCAAAGUGAAAUCACGGGAUAUUUCCCAAAUGGUGCUUUUUCUCUGAUGGUAGGUGAUGCCAAAGGAUGGCAGGUGUAUCCCAAGACCAAUUUCGGUGGAACACCAGAACUGAUUGCAGAAGGAACCGAUAAUCCCACCACAGAAUUUCCAGUAAAAAGCGCCAAGCCCUUUUAAACAUUACAGGAAAAAAACCGUUUGCUCGUGACACCUUUUUUCAUCUUAAUAUUUUUCUUAAUUACAAUAGACAAUGAAUGAUUUAGACUUCUUUAUUUCUUUAAU
Messenger RNA from Dendronephthya gigantea, 653 nucleotides. RefSeq lists its product as uncharacterized. NCBI's taxonomy places the organism in Eukaryota, Metazoa, Cnidaria, Anthozoa, Malacalcyonacea, Nephtheidae. The transcript is spliced from 3 exons. The coding region runs from base 57 to 548 and encodes 163 amino acids. The record is from RefSeq and is a predicted model, not a curated record.